AUGGCAGAAUCCGAAGCUCAAGGCGCAGACUAUGAAGCCGAGCAUGUGCACUCGGUCUACGAAGAAAUCGCAUCCCACUUCUCCUCGACGCGAUACAAGCCCUGGCCGAUAGUCGAACGCUUCCUAAAAGAGCAACGUGAUGGUACCGUGGGUGCAGAUGUAGGGUGUGGGAAUGGAAAGUACCUAGCCGUCAACAAAAGGGUGUUCAUCGUGGGCUCCGAUCGAUCAACGAAUCUAGUCAAGAUUGCAAGAGAACAUGAACCGCACUCAACAGUCGUGGCAGACAACCUCUCGCUACCACAUCCAUCUGGAGUCUUUGACUUCGCCAUCUCCAUAGCAGUCAUCCACCACCUGUCCACGCCCUCCCGGCGUGUAGAAGCAGUCAAAUGCAUUCUAGAUCUUCUCAGGCCUGCAUCGAGGUCGGCCUCGCUGGAUGGAGGCAAGGCAUUUAUUUAUGUCUGGGCGUUGGAGCAAAAGGAUAGCCGGAGAGGGUGGGAUGAGGGUCAUGAACAGGAUGUCAUGGUUCCGUGGGUCUUGAAGCAGAAGAAAGUGAAGGAGCCCAAGCAGAGAAAGAGGGAUGGUGCUUCGAACGAGGUGGUGGCGGCAGAGGGUGAGCAGAAACCUGAUGGUGAUCAGACUUUCUUGAGGUACUAUCACUUGUAUAAGAAGGGUGAGUUGGAAAGUGAUAUUGAGCAAGCGGGUGGCGCGGUAGUGGAAUCUGGGUACGAAAAAGAUAAUUGGUGGGCGAUUGCAAGUCUAAAGUAA
Messenger RNA from Cucurbitaria berberidis CBS 394.84, 765 nucleotides. RefSeq names its product uracil-5--methyltransferase TRM9. The coding region runs from base 1 to 765 and encodes 254 amino acids. Gene Ontology annotation, biological process: tRNA wobble uridine modification. Gene Ontology annotation, molecular function: S-adenosylmethionine-dependent methyltransferase activity; tRNA binding. Lineage: Eukaryota; Fungi; Ascomycota; Dothideomycetes; Pleosporales; Cucurbitariaceae. The transcript has 3 exons. Gene Ontology annotation, cellular component: nucleus; cytoplasm. The record is from RefSeq and is a predicted model, not a curated record.